UCCAAAAUGGCAGAAACUUUGUUGUCACCUGCCAAAUUUGACGAUUUACCUAACGAAAUAGUCGAGAAAGUGAUAUCUUACUUGUGUUAUGAAAACAUAAGUUCAUUGAGAAUAGUAUCCAGAAGAUUUGACAACAUAUGCCAAGUUCUGCUGAACCAAGGUUUCACCAAAGCAGACAAAUACCAUGCACUUUGUCAGAAAGAGAUCAAAGCACAGCUACCCAGGAGAGAAUCGGAGCGAAGAUGUCACCCGUUGGCACGACACGUAGACAUACUGUCAGCCACAGAGACAAGAAUGUCCCUGCUAGGGAUGACUUAUAUGAAAUACAUUGACUUGGGAUUGUGUUGUUUCAUACCUGGAAAGGUUGUGGAUGAAAUCUUCAGAAUACUUCAUCUCCUACGAGCAGAAAACAAACCACCGCGUGCCCAUGAACUGCUACAAGAACUCCGCGACAUAUCUUCAAUGGCCAUGGAACACUUUGACGAAAAAAUUGUGCCAAGGUUGAAGAGGAUGAUGACACCCAACAAAGUCGAUGCAUUUGGUGACAGUGAGUCAGAAUCUCUGCAAUGUCCAUCAUUUAACCCAUUGCACAUGAGUUUACCAGUUCCACAGUUACGUUUACCCUCAAUACGGCAGGACAUGGCAAAAAUGCAACAACAAGUUCGUGUAUGUGCUGUGACACUUGUAUCUGUUAAGAAACACAUGAGUGAGUGCAAAAAUAAAAAUACUGAUCAAACAAGUCGAAUCACCAAACUGGAACGAAAUUUAACUGAGCUCAAGAAAUCUCUUGCAAAACAGAAUAAGCGAUUAAACGCUCAAGAUAAUAAGAUCAAUGAACAGAACAAGAAACUCUUAGAAUACGAUCAGAAAUUUGCUGAUAUACUAGCAGAGAUAAGCUCCCUUCAUGGACGUAAAUUGUCGCUAACAGAUCCUGUAAUGCCUUCAGUGUCUACCACAAUAUCCCAUGCUAAAGGAAGUGCAAUUGUUACUCAGGGGGUGAAGGCUAGUGAUAUACCUGAAGCUGCUCCUGUGAAGGGAAAGGGGAGAAAGAGGAAAGUCGCUGGUGAGCAUUCAGAAGGAGCACCGACGAGGUCUAAAAGAAAAAUAUGAGGAAUUUACAUGUUGUAUCUAUUGCUUUACAAAUGUUUAUCUACCUUGUGCAGUUUAACAUGUACAUGCAUCAAAAUUGUUAGAAUUUAGUGCUAUUAAGCAGUAAGGUUCAUAUUUGUCAAGUACAUUGUAAGAGUUCUGGUAGGUUGUGUUCUAAGUUGAUAAUUUUUUAUAUGUGGGGCAAAUAGCACAUGUGUGGUAAAGUGUUCGUUAAUUUUUAUAGCCAGUGAUGGGCUUGUCAGAACAAUUAAUUUCAUGAAGCCAACAGGUGUUAACAGUAAAUCAUGGUUAAUUCGAAUUUGCAUCUCUUGUCAUAAUCUAGUUUAUCAUACAUACAUAUUGAGAUGGAAGGUGGGUGGGUGGGUCCUGGAUCUGUUUUUAUAAUAUGUUACCCUGUAAAUUAGUUGGGCAUCAUCAGCAAGUCUUAUUGACUUCAAAAUAGUAUAAGUGUAUUGGAAUCUCCCUUGGUGGAACCCUGAUUGUGGCCCCUGUUUACCACUGUUUAUAAUCAGGGCACCUCCCUGUUAAAAGACAGCAUUUUUCAUUCCUAAGGGUGUCCUUGAUAGAGGGGUCCUUUACUGACUGCCUGAGCCAUCAGAUCUGCUGUUUAACUGCAUGUUGUGUAAGAAAGAAUAAAUAGUUUCAAUUUUAGAGAAUCUGAAUUUUCCUCAAAAUUGUUAGAAGUACAUGUACGGUACUAGUCUGUAGCAGUGCUACUACUACCAGUCAGUGGACAGUGCAAACCCUUGCUGUAGUGUAAGUGCAAGUACAUGUUCAAAAUAUUGUCAUGGAUGUUUGAUAAUAAAAGCAGUCAGUUUGAUGCAAUUA
Molecule: messenger RNA, 1938 nt
Organism: Lineus longissimus
Lineage: Eukaryota; Metazoa; Nemertea; Pilidiophora; Heteronemertea; Lineidae
Product: F-box only protein 28-like
Exons: 4
Coding region: 7-1110 (367 amino acids)
Biological process (GO): protein polyubiquitination
Molecular function (GO): protein binding
Source: RefSeq, a predicted model, not a curated record